Molecule: messenger RNA, 1131 nt
Organism: Otolemur garnettii (small-eared galago)
Lineage: Eukaryota; Metazoa; Chordata; Mammalia; Primates; Galagidae
Gene: HSD17B8
Product: hydroxysteroid 17-beta dehydrogenase 8
Exons: 9
Coding region: 169-954 (261 amino acids)
Biological process (GO): estrogen biosynthetic process
Molecular function (GO): estradiol 17-beta-dehydrogenase [NAD(P)+] activity
Source: RefSeq, a predicted model, not a curated record
AACUCUAAUGUCUGGCCACGCCCCUGCGGUGCGAGGUUGGCCUGCGUUGGUGACCGCGGACCGCCGAAGGCUAGCAGGGCUUCGAUUGGCCCUGGCUUUGCCUUCGCCUCGCCCUCUCUGCACUCGGAUUGGCUCGAUGCAGAGGUGCCCGCCUUCCCGCAACACGCUAUGGCGACUCAGCUCCCGCUCAGGCUCCGCUCCGCGCUGGCCCUGGUCACAGGUGCGGGUAGCGGCAUCGGCCGGGCGGUCAGUUUGCGCCUGGCCAGAGAGGGGGCCGCCGUGGCCGCCUGUGACCUGGACGGGGCAGCGGCACAGGAGACGGUGCGGCUGCUAGGCGGGCCAGGGAGCAAGGAGGGGGCGCCCGGAGGGAACCACGCUGCCUUCCAGGCUGAUGUGUCUGAGGCCGGGACCCCCAGGCGCCUGCUGAAACAAGUGCAGGCCUGCUUCUCUCGACCGCCAUCUGUCGUUGUGUCCUGUGCGGGCAUCACCCGGGAUGAGUUUCUGCUCCACAUGACAGAGGAUGACUGGGACAAAGUCAUAGCUGUCAACCUCAAGGGCAUCUUCCUAGUCACUCAGGCGGCAGCGCAAGCCCUGGUGUCCAGUGGUUGUCAUGGUUCCAUCAUCAACAUCAGUAGCAUCGUAGGAAAGGUGGGGAACAUGGGGCAGACAAACUAUGCUGCAUCCAAGGCUGGAGUAAUUGGGCUGACCCAGACUGCAGCCCGGGAGCUUGCACGACAUGGGAUCCGCUGUAAUUCUAUCCUCCCAGGGUUCAUUGCAACACCCAUGACACAGAAAGUGCCACAGAAAGUGCUGGACAAGGUGACCAGAAUGAUCCCGAUGGGACACUUGGGGGACCCUCAGGACGUGGCCGAUGUAGUCACAUUCCUGGCAUCUGAAGACAGUGGAUACAUCACAGGGGCCUCAGUGGAAGUCACUGGAGGUCUUUUCAUGUAACUGCCCUGAGGACCCUGGAUUCUGCUUACUCCCCCAGCACUCUGCCCGGUCUCCUGCUGAUAAGGACUCUAAGUUCCCAGGCUACAAAAGGGGUGGCAGUGUAUGGCUCAGGAAUGCUGAAUAUGGGAGGCAGGGGUGCUUGUGACGCUAAUAAAUUCCAAAUCCUCUUCCCUGCCA